AUGCACAAAGGAGAUUCAACAGAUAAUUCUGGCUUGAAAACAGCGGGGACCAUGGAGGAAGUAAGUGGGUCGCCUCUUUUUUUUAACUAUCAUGAGUUCGUUGUUACUAAAUACCAAGCCAUUGGAGAAGAUGUACUUAAGGAACACGACAUAGAGGAUGCUUUAUGCAUUACACAUUUUCCCAAUAUAUACUAUCCUGAAGGGUCUUUAGAAUUUAAAUCAACCAGAAUUGUGAGAUUUCCUAGGCGUUUUGAUAAUUCAGUUUACUAUCCAUAUUUUAGUGAACAGUUGCCAGGCGAUGAACCGGCGGCAUUACACACAGAAGCCAAGUUUAUACCUGUUGGCAUAUACGAUGGACAGUAUUUUGGAAAGUCUUCUACAAGUCCCCUUUCGAAUUAUCUAACUAAUGAUGAAUGUCACAAAAUUGUCAGCACCAUAAAUAAUUUUUUUAGGGAAGGUUAUUCUGCGGAUACUGGUAAGAAUGCUUUAUUCAAUAUACUUGACAUCCUUACUUUAAACAUGUGGAGCAUAAUUUGCUCGUUAUUCAACUUCAAGGACCCUCUAGUUGAAUUAGAACGUUAUGUUGAACGGGUAAACGGGCAGAGUACUUUUAAACGCAACGGGAUAAAGCUAGUCUCGCCAAGACGGUCGGGUUAUUUAUCAGUAUGUUGUUCAAACUAUCAUUUACCCCUUCUAUGA
Messenger RNA from Eremothecium cymbalariae DBVPG#7215, 699 nucleotides. RefSeq names its product Shr5p (gene SHR5). Gene Ontology annotation, cellular component: endoplasmic reticulum palmitoyltransferase complex; extrinsic component of endoplasmic reticulum membrane. Bases 1 to 699 code for a protein of 232 amino acids. Gene Ontology annotation, biological process: protein targeting to membrane; peptidyl-L-cysteine S-palmitoylation. NCBI's taxonomy places the organism in Eukaryota, Fungi, Ascomycota, Saccharomycetes, Saccharomycetales, Saccharomycetaceae. The transcript has a single exon. The record is from RefSeq and is a predicted model, not a curated record.